CCUGGGCUCGACCUGGGGCCCCGAAGACCCCCGAGUCCUAGCCCCGUCUGACUCGGGACGUGCCAUGGGACAACUGAUGGCCAAGUUGAUGAGCAUCUUCGGGGAACGGGAGCACAAGGUUAUCAUCGUGGGACUGGACAAUGCAGGGAAGACCACCAUUCUCUACCAGUUCCUGACAAAUGAGGUGGUCCAUACAUGUCCCACCAUUGGUAGCAACGUGGAAGAGAUUGUUCUGCAAAAGACCCACUUCCUCAUGUGGGACAUAGGAGGACAGGAGUCUCUGCGCUCCACCUGGAACACAUACUACUCCAACACUGAGUUCAUCAUCCUUGUGAUUGACAGCACAGACCGGGAUCGGCUGCUGACCGCUCGAGAGGAGCUGUAUAAGAUGCUGGCCCAUGAGGCUCUACGAGAUGCUUCCAUCCUCAUCUUUGCCAAUAAGCAGGACAUGAAGGACUCCAUGACCAUCGUGGAGAUCUCCCAGUUCCUCACCCUUAGUGCCAUCAAAGACCACCCGUGGCACAUACAGGGCUGCUGUGCCCUCACCGGGGAAGGGCUGCCUGCCGGGCUGCAGUGGAUGCAGUCUCAGGCCACUGCCAACUGAUGUCCCAGCCUGAGGCCAACCAGAAACUUGGAGGGUUCUGCAUGGACUAUGUGGGUAGAAAACCCAAGUGACUAUUAUUUUUCUAUGACGCUCUAGUGACCAGGGGUAUCUAGUGGAUGGUGAGAUUGCCACUGUACACCCAACCCCCCCACUGAGGAGCUAGGUGGAGCACCCUGAGUUGCUGCAGACAGGACAGCAGAAAAAGCUGCCCUUCACUCCAUGGAAGCAGGCAUCCUUCUUAAGGACACCAGGAAAGCUGUUGGGGGAUCAGGAAGUAGAGCCCCCUCCGUCAGUCCUCAACCUCUCUGUAGGAAAAAUGGAGGGCAGAGUAAGAGACCCCUGGAAUUGU
Messenger RNA from Budorcas taxicolor (takin), 953 nucleotides. RefSeq names its product ADP ribosylation factor like GTPase 5C (gene ARL5C). Lineage: Eukaryota; Metazoa; Chordata; Mammalia; Artiodactyla; Bovidae. Gene Ontology annotation, biological process: protein localization to Golgi membrane; intracellular protein transport; vesicle-mediated transport. The transcript is spliced from 6 exons. The record is from RefSeq and is a predicted model, not a curated record. Bases 65 to 604 code for a protein of 179 amino acids. Gene Ontology annotation, molecular function: GTP binding; GTPase activity. Gene Ontology annotation, cellular component: trans-Golgi network; cytoplasm.